AUGUCGCAACUAUUCUUCUCAAGGGCAUCGCUUCCCAGGGUAUCGAUGGCGACUCGAGCAAUUCUGUCGCGCGUCCCGUCCACCACCGCCGCCAUCUCAUACAAGCCCAAUCCUUUGCAGCCACGUCCCCGAUCCUCCCCCAAGAUCCCCCAGUCCCAGCGCCCUCUAUACCGCGAACCCACGCCUCCUCCCAAGCUAGCGCCCGACGCCCUCGAGUCGAUGCCCUACAUUGUCCGUCGCACCCCCUUCGCCCAGCUCCCCGUCUACCGCAAGUGGAUGUCUGGAGGCACACGCCAGGUCAUCACCAUCAAGAAGGUCAGCGGCGACAAGGCCGGUCUGGUCGGCGAGCUCACCGAGAAGCUGGGCGUUCCCGCUGGAAAUAUCCGCAUCAACCCUACUACUGGCAACUUGGAGCUUCAGGGCGACUUCUUCAACAAGACGAGAGAUUACCUUCUCGAACGGGGAUUCUAA
Geosmithia morbida is the source of this 471-nucleotide messenger RNA. RefSeq names its product large subunit ribosomal protein L49. The record is from RefSeq and is a predicted model, not a curated record. Gene Ontology annotation, cellular component: ribosome; mitochondrial large ribosomal subunit. Gene Ontology annotation, molecular function: structural constituent of ribosome. NCBI's taxonomy places the organism in Eukaryota, Fungi, Ascomycota, Sordariomycetes, Hypocreales, Bionectriaceae. Gene Ontology annotation, biological process: translation. The transcript has 2 exons. Bases 1 to 471 code for a protein of 156 amino acids.